Molecule: messenger RNA, 1732 nt
Organism: Magnolia sinica
Lineage: Eukaryota; Viridiplantae; Streptophyta; Magnoliopsida; Magnoliales; Magnoliaceae
Product: lipoyl synthase, chloroplastic
Exons: 7
Coding region: 154-1317 (387 amino acids)
Biological process (GO): lipoate biosynthetic process
Cellular component (GO): mitochondrion; chloroplast
Molecular function (GO): lipoate synthase activity; 4 iron, 4 sulfur cluster binding
Source: RefSeq, a predicted model, not a curated record
CUACCAAAACCUGCCAACGGAGAAACCAAAGCAGGAGAAGAAAGCAAAAUAAAAGAGAAACGAGAAACUCAUAGCUCAAAGCUCAAAGCUUUUCUCCUCCAAAUCUAUCUUUCGUUCAUUUCAUUUCCCUACUUCAAUUACUCUGGAAUUAAGAUGUUCCAGCAAUCUAUUUCCGGGGCACUCUCAUUCUCUUUAAUCCCCUCUCCCAAACCCAAUCCCCCCAAGUUGUAUUCUUUCCCCAUCGUUCGUUCGGAAGCCGUCGAUUCUUCCAAGAGGAUCGAAUCGAAGCCCGUUUCUUCGGCGUCUCCACCUUCGAAGCUGUUCGAAUCCGCAACGAGCCCGUAUCCGGGCGGGUUGGGGCCGUACACGGGCCGGGACCCGAAUGUGAAGAAGCCAGAGUGGCUGCGGCAGAGAGCACCGCAGGGUGAGAGGUUUCGGAAGGUGAAGGAGUCGUUGUCACAGCUGAAUUUGAAUACGGUCUGCGAAGAAGCUCAGUGCCCCAACAUCGGAGAGUGUUGGAAUGGAGGAGGAGGAGCAGGUGGAGAAACUGAUGGCAUUGCAACUGCAACAAUUAUGCUUCUAGGGGAUACUUGCACCCGUGGUUGCAGGUUUUGUGCUGUUAAAACCAGCAGAAACCCUGCACCACCAGACCCAAUGGAGCCAGAGAACACUGCCAGGGCAAUUGCAAGCUGGGGUGUGGACUACAUUGUACUGACGAGUGUGGAUCGUGACGACCUACCAGAUGGUGGAAGUGGCCAUUUUACUCUCACAGUCAAAGCUAUGAAGAAUCUCAAACCUGAAAUCCUAGUUGAGUGCCUAACCUCAGAUUUUCGUGGCGAUCUGGAGGCGGUAACAACCCUAGUACACUCUGGGCUUGAUGUGUUUGCUCACAACAUUGAGACUGUGAAAAGGCUUCAACGAAUUGUCAGAGAUCCUAGAGCGGGGUAUGAUCAGAGUUUGUCUGUUCUGAAACAUGCAAAGCUCUGCAAGGAAGGGAUGAUUACAAAAUCUUCUAUUAUGCUGGGCCUUGGAGAAUCGGACGAGGAGGUGAAGGAAACCAUGGCCAAUCUGAGGGCCAUAAACGUUGAUAUUCUAACUCUGGGACAGUAUUUACAGCCAACUCCAUUGCACUUGACAGUCAAGGAGUAUGUUACUCCGGAGAAGUUUGCCUUCUGGAAGGAUUAUGGAGAGUCGAUUGGCUUCCGCUAUGUUGCCAGUGGGCCUCUGGUUCGAUCGUCUUACCGGGCAGGUGAGCUCUUUGUUCAGAGCAUGGUGAGAGGAGAAAGGGAGAAAAUUGUUUCUGGCAGAUUCAAGUGAUGCCUCGUCUUAGCUGCCUCAAAUUCAAGUGGUCCCAAAUGUGGUGGAUGAGCCGGCCCAUGGUGUGGGAGAAUGGAUAUGUAAUGGAAGGUGCCAUUUGGGGAUUCAAAGCAUCAAGUGGUGGCUCGUUAUGGGAAGUGAGGGCCCUGCAGUAGCAGACGGUUUCAGUUAAUUUUUUAUUCAUCUUCACUGAAGAUACACUUCCAGCCCAUUGUGGGCCCAUUGUAUGAUCACUACCGUUCUUUUCUUUUCAUUUAACAAGAUUUCGAUGUCAUCGACCAUUUCCCAGUAGUCGAUGUCUGAAAUUGGCAUAUUUACAUAUAUGUAAUUUAUAAACAGACAUGCAUCUUUUUUAUUAUAUUAAUAUAAAAAGGAGAUCGUCAAGAGAAGGAAAGAAAUCCCAAUACAUAUCGCA